Molecule: messenger RNA, 850 nt
Organism: Osmia bicornis bicornis
Lineage: Eukaryota; Metazoa; Arthropoda; Insecta; Hymenoptera; Megachilidae
Gene: gdl
Product: gonadal protein gdl
Exons: 2
Coding region: 249-815 (188 amino acids)
Source: RefSeq, a predicted model, not a curated record
AAAAAAAUAUAUUAAUCCUGCAAAUAACCAUUAAAGUAAGAAAUGUGGUUAAAAUUACACUAUGAAACUUCUCACAUUUUCUGAUAUUAUAAUACAUUAUCCGUAUAUAUGUAUAAAUCGCUUUCAUAUGUAUGGUUUAUUUAGUUUAACAUUUAAAUAAAUUAUUUAUAAUGUAUAUAUAAACUGCCAAUAUUUUAUCGGAUAAAUUUUUUGAUUAGUACAGAAAGGCUUCGUAUAAAAGCGCGCCAAUGGAAGAUUAUGGUUUUGUGUUUCCUGAUGACAAAGCAAUGGAUGUUCCUGCUCCAACUCCACAGGAUCUUCAGAGAAAACUUUAUUUUUUAGUAGAACAGCUUCAACAUAUGGCUGGUGAACUUCCUGCAAAAUAUCAAAUGCGUCUUCCUUAUGAAUUAUUAUCUGGUUUAGCUAAUUCUUUAUUAAAUGAUACAAUCUUUGAAAUUGUUAAAGGAUUAAUGGAAAUUCAACAUGUUACGGAAAAACAUCUUUUCCAACAGCGUCUUCAAUUAUUGAACCAACAAAAAAUUGAAAUGCAAGAAUCAUCCUUAUCAUCAAUAUCCACAGAAGAAGAAAGGACUGCAAUGAAAACAGCAUUAUACAAAAAACACAAGGAUGAAUUAAAACAACUGGAUAUGAAACUGGUCUUACAACUAGAUCAAAAAGUAGCAGACCAACAAAGUAUUUUAGAAAAAGCUGGAGUACCUGGAUUUUAUGUCACAAAUAAUCCAAUAGAAAUCCAAGUACAAAUGAGACUGUGCGACUUUAUAAUUAGACUAAGCAAAAUGGAAGUUCCAAGUUAAUAUUAAUUGUAACAUAAAAAACUGUACAAAAACAA